UAUAAGCAUAGCAAAGAUCAUCCAUGAAAACCUAGUUCUCAGUUCUUAUUUCAAUCUCAUAGCCUUCUUAAAAUAAAUAAGUCGAUUCGCCUAAGAAUAUUUAUUACCUAAGUGAAUUACAAGUUGUGUGAGACCGAUACAUAUUCCUCAACUCCGAGUCUCCAACUUAAGUCUUUACCUACUCAAUAUCCAAUAUCCAAUCGACGAUAGCAACGUUUUCAAUUAUAUAAUACGAAAAGCAACAAUGGCCUCUCAACUCCCACUGUUCCCCCGUACCAUCUUCACCAUCGUCGAACCCCUCUCACUAAUCGGCGGGUUUCUAGGCCCCUUUAUAAACCCAGACUGGUUCAUCGCCUCCCAGCUCGACAACCCAGACAUCAACAGCGUCCCGCCAAGCGACGACAACGCGCGCCUAGCCGUCUACCAGCUCGGCAACGUCUAUGCGCUUCUCUUCCUCCUCGGCGUCGUGAUCCUCCACACCACAUCCGAGCUCAAAGUCGUCCGGAACUAUCUCAUUUGUCUAGGGGUCGCAGACAUAAGCCACGUCGGGGUGACGUGUUGGAUGCUCGGGUCUGACAGGACCAUGGACGUGGGUUCGUGGAACGCUGUGACUUGGGGUAACGUCGGGUUUACUGUUUUUCUAUGCUUGACCAGGACCGCUUACCUUCUAGGCCUCUUUGGACCGGAUCGUCAAGCCGUUACCGCGUUCAAGAAAAAGGCGUAAAGAAUGGCCUAGGUAAGCUCAAUGCAGUAAGUUACGCGGCAAUGGUCAGCUGUAUUCGAAUCACGAUCAUAGCGAAUCCGAUAGUAAUUAGAAACCCUCGAAUUCAUUAGAAUUUUAUGCCUCGA
Molecule: messenger RNA, 849 nt
Organism: Annulohypoxylon maeteangense
Lineage: Eukaryota; Fungi; Ascomycota; Sordariomycetes; Xylariales; Hypoxylaceae
Exons: 5
Coding region: 245-724 (159 amino acids)
Source: RefSeq, a predicted model, not a curated record